Messenger RNA from Vigna radiata var. radiata (mung bean), 357 nucleotides. RefSeq lists its product as uncharacterized. The transcript has 2 exons. Bases 1 to 357 code for a protein of 118 amino acids. Lineage: Eukaryota; Viridiplantae; Streptophyta; Magnoliopsida; Fabales; Fabaceae. The record is from RefSeq and is a predicted model, not a curated record.
AUGAUUGCAUCUGGUUCGCCUAUUCCUACUAACGAUUCGCAGGAACCAAAGCCCCGUGAUAAGUGGACCAUUGAGGAGAAGAAAAGAAUUCAAAAUGACGUGAAAGCCCGAAAUAUAAUUGCAUCUGCUCUAACUGUUGACGAGGUUUACAGGGUCUCUGUUUGCAAAAUCGCUCAAAAGAUGUGGGAUGUACUCAAAGUAACUCAUGAAGGAAAAGAUGAUGUUAAGAGGGCGAGGAAGAACACGUUGAUUCAAGAGUACGAAAUUUUCAGGAUGAAGCAAGGAGAAAUAAUUUCAGAUGUUCAAAAACGCUUCACCAACAUUGUCGUGGCAACCGAAAGUGACCGCAAUCAUUGA